Messenger RNA from Blepharisma stoltei, 1233 nucleotides. NCBI's taxonomy places the organism in Eukaryota, Ciliophora, Heterotrichea, Heterotrichida, Blepharismidae. The record is from the annotation of a GenBank genome assembly.
AUGAAAAGAGCAUUAAAAAUUUUUGAUUUGAGAAGUGACACUGUUACUAAACCAAAUGCCAAGAUGCUCCAAGCUAUGUUUAAUGCUGAAGUAGGAGACGAUGUAUAUGGCGAAGAUCCUACAGUCAAUAGACUUCAAAAGAAAUGUGCAGAAAUUUUUGGAAUGGAAGCAGGGCUGUUUGUUGCAAGUGGGACAAUGGGAAAUUUAGUAAGUCUUCUUACGCAUUGCAAAAGGGGUGAAAGUGUCAUACUUGGGGAUAGAUCACAUAUAAAUGUAUAUGAGCAAGGUGGGAUUUCUGCAUUAGGAGGCAUUUUCCCAACCCCAGUUCCAAAUCAAGAAGAUGGCACUUUAAGAACUAGUGAUAUUUUAAGCAAAAUAUUAAAAGAAAAUAUUCAUUUUUCAAGACCAAAAGUCAUUGCAAUAGAAAAUACUCAUAAUAUAUGUGGAGGAAAAGCAUUAAACGUUGACUAUAUAAGAGAAAUUGUUAGAAUCAAAGAAGAAAACAAAUUAAAACUUCAUAUAGACGGAGCUAGAAUUUUUAAUGCUUAUUAUGCUCUAAAAGAAACAAACAAUCGAUUAGACCCUAAAGAUUUAACACGUGGAGCUGAUUCAGUUAAUAUUUGUUUCUCAAAAGGACUUUGCUGCCCGAUAGGGUCUGUUAUUGUAGGAAGUGAAAGUUUCAUUCAAGAAGCUCUGAGAAACAGAAAAAUUGUGGGAGGAGCUAUGAGGCAAGUCGGGCAUGUGGCCGCUGCUGCAUUAGAGGCACUUGAUUCAGUAGAAGAGAUAUAGAGGUUUCCUCUAUAUAGCGCUGAAAGCGCAGACAUUUUCCCAGGAGCUUUCCAAGUUCGUCGGACCAAAUCGCUUUUUGGUCCGACCAAGGCAUUGAUUUGGUGCAACCAACCGAUAAAUUCCGAUCAGAAUUUAUCGGCAUUACAGCGCCAAACAUAGAAAACUUCUAUAAUUACAAGUGACCAUUUAAAAACAAAAAAACUAUAUAAAGGACUUAAAGAAAUAGGCUGUGAUGUAGAUGCACCGACUUCUAAUAUAUUGUUAUUUACGCCUCCAAAACCGUUUUUGCCGAGCCAGUUUGUGACUUUAAUGAAAGAAAGGAAUGUGCUUGGAAGUGUGGCGUAUACAAAUAAAAUCAGAUUUAUUCCAAAUUCUGGAACUUCAAAUGAAGAUAUUAAUGAACUUUUGGAAAUUAUAAAACAAAUUAUAAAGACAAAGGCUUAA